Molecule: messenger RNA, 831 nt
Organism: Rotaria sordida
Lineage: Eukaryota; Metazoa; Rotifera; Eurotatoria; Philodinida; Philodinidae
Source: the annotation of a GenBank genome assembly
AUGGGUGAUACGAAUGGACAAGUAGUAGCUGGUGGCAAUGGCAAAGGAAAUCGAUUGGAUCAAUUGAAUGAACCAACCGAUGUGUCGAUUGACAAAGAGACGGAUAGUCUCAUUAUUUGCGACAUUGGACGAGUCAUACGAUGGUCUCGUCGCAGUGGUACAACUCAAGGAGAAAUCCUCAUCAACAACAUCGAUCCUUAUGGAUUGGCCAUGGAUGAUCAGAGAUAUCUCUACAUCUCUGACACCGACAAAGAUGAAGUAAGACAAUAUCAAAUAGGAGACAAGAAUGGAACUAUUGUGGCUGGUGGCAAUGGCAAAGGUGCUGGUCUCAAUCAACUCAACCUUCCGACCUACAUCUUUGUCGAUCAACAACAGACUGUCUACAUGUCAGACUGCUACAAUCAUUGUGUAAUGAAAUGGAAUAAAGAUGCAAAAGAAGGAAUUGUCGUCGCUGGAGGUCAAAGCGAAGGGAAUGCACUGACACAAUUGUCGUGUCCUGGUGGACUGUUCGUCGAUACAUUGGGUACUAUCUAUGUGGCAGACUCGAGAAAUCAUCGAGUGAUGCGUUGGCCUAAAGGAGCGAAACAGGGCACUGUCAUUGUGGGUGGAAAUGGUAAAGGAGAAGAAGCAAAUCAGUUCAACGAUCCAGUCGGUGGAUUUAUUACAACAGAAAAGAAUGAAACAAGAUAUAUUCUUCUUUUGAAUAAAAAUUUAUUUAUAUCGACAUCAAGAUCAACAAUUUGUUAUUCAUGUACAAUGAUUUGGAGAAUUUUAUGUUUAAUGAAUAAUGUUGAUAAAUCCAUGUGUACAAUUAAUUUAACUAAUAAUUAA